GAGAAAUUAGGGUUUUUUUUUUUUUUUUUUUCACUGUCAAAAUUUUCGCGCGAAAAUGGAAUCCGAAGGGCAAAAAGCCUCGUUGAACCCAUCGGCAAUGCUCACUUCUCUUCUGGGCAGGAGAGCCAAGCUCCACGAAGAGCUUCGAAUCAUCGAGAAACAGCAGGAUAAGAUAAAAAUCCAAACCAAGGACAAGGAGCAAGUCAAAGUCAAACCCCCCGACAACCCACCACUGUACUGGAUCGAAAUCUCCGACUCUGUCUCUCGCCGCUUCCAUUUCCACCCGGACGGUCAACUCUCCAUGAAGCUUCUGGAUGAUUCUAGAUCAGUAAUUCAUAGAACUGUUGACUCCUUUUUGAGCAAAUUUUUCCCCUCUGGAUAUCCCUACAGUGUUAGUGAAGGUUACCUUAGAUACACGCAGUUUCGGGCGUUGCAACACAUGACCAGUGCAGCACUCUCUGUGUUAUCAACUCAGUCACUGCUGUUUGCUGCAGGUUUGCGACCCACACCUGCACAAGCAACUGCCGUAAGUUGGAUUUUAAAGGAUGGGAUGCAGCAUGUAGGGAAGCUCAUCUGUAGUAACUUGGGAGCUAGAAUGGACUCUGAGCCUAAAAGUUGGAGGAUUCUGGCUGAUGUGCUUUAUGACUUGGGUACAGGCUUGGAAGUUCUUUCUCCCAUGUGCCCACAUCUUUUUCUUGAAGUUGCAGGCCUAGGCAAUUUUGCAAAGGGAAUGGCAGUUGUUGCAGCUAGAGCAACAAGAUUGCCAAUAUAUUCUUCAUUUGCCAAAGAAGGCAAUCUUAGUGAUCUCUUUGCAAAAGGGGAGGCCAUCUCUACUGUUUUCAAAGUAGUUGGAUUAGGAGCAGGAAUAUUUCUAGCAUCUACUGUUUGUUCGUCAAUGCAAGGAAAGUUGGUUGUUGGGCCUGUCCUCUCUGUCUUACAUGUAUACAGUGUUGUUGAAGAAAUGCGAGCAACUCCUGUCAACACAUUGAAUCCCCAGAGAACUGCAAUGAUUGUGGCUGAUUUUCUAAAGGCAGGAAAUAUUUCAAGCCCUGCUGAUCUAAGGUAUGGAGAAGAUCUCCUAUUUACUGGGCGGCUAAUAGAAGAUGCUGGAAAUGUUAAAGUGGGAAGGGCUCUGCGCAAGGUUGUGAAGCCUUCAAAACUUCGGGAAUUGAAAGAAAUAUUCCCAGAGGAGAAGUUUCUGCUAUAUCCUGGAAGUAAAUGGGUUGACAUGGUAUUGGAAAACAAUGCUACUGGUGAAGAUGCAUUGAGGGGGUGGCUAGUUGCUGCAUAUGCUGCACAGAUUGAGAAGUCCUCUCAUGUGCCAAGUGCUAGAGCCCUGCAAGAGGCUUAUGACAAGAUGAAUGAUAUGUUCUCUCCAUUUUUGUCUGAACUGCAGGCCAAAGGAUGGCAUACUGAUCGUUUUCUUGAUGGUACAGGAAGCCGGUUUGCCUGGUAGUAUUAUGUUAUUUCAAUAGUCCUUUACUUGAUUCAAGAUAUAGAAAUUCUUUGAUUACAGGGAUUGGGGUUUUGGACUCUCCAAAGUGGGACUAUAGUAGUGUUUAGGGAGGUAGGGAUCACUUGGAAGUUGAAACUUGCGAGGAGAUUGUACUUUAUGUCAAAAAAGAAAAAGUGCUUUGAAAUUCUACUUUUGCAGGGAAUAAACGCAGGCCAUUCUGGCUUUUAUUUGGCUACCUUACUAAUGGCAAACUUUGAAGAGUACAGGACAUGUCAUUUUGACAUAUACGGCAGGUCGUGUUGGCGUGUUGCUUCCUUGUCUUUCGCACGCCACCGCAUGUACGUUUCAGAGACGUAGGACAAGAAGAUCUGGUCUUGUUUAACGUAAUACUCAACCAAGCAGCUGGGGGUUUUGGGUGGAAGACUUUUAACCUGUUUUGCUCUGGACAUUGAUUUAUAUUAAAAAAGGUUUAAUUUUCACAUUGGUCCUAUAUAUCAAAAUUCUUUAUCCUUUUAAAUA
Molecule: messenger RNA, 1975 nt
Organism: Quercus lobata
Lineage: Eukaryota; Viridiplantae; Streptophyta; Magnoliopsida; Fagales; Fagaceae
Product: protein root UVB sensitive 2, chloroplastic-like
Exons: 11
Coding region: 56-1456 (466 amino acids)
Biological process (GO): response to UV-B; auxin polar transport
Cellular component (GO): chloroplast envelope
Source: RefSeq, a predicted model, not a curated record